GGCUCGAAUAGGCUAAUACUGUUGUGCGGAUAACUUUGUGGAUCAUUUCACUGACACGUCCUCCUCGCUUGGGCGACACUCACAUCAGAGAACGCACUUGUAUAUGCACAUCUUGAAUUGAUCAGCGAAUGAAGUAAUGAGUUCAGUUCUAUCAAAUUCCUGGCAUAUUUGUUGAUGAUAGAUCAUCGAGAAAGUUUGGUUGAUUGAACGCUCUGACUAUCGGUCAUACUUACGAUGCGGUUUUUACUGCGGAGGAGCGCGUUGAUAGCUGGAAACGAGAAUGGUGGAUCGCCGAUUAUGUUAGGGUUUAGGAGAGGUAUGGCGACGAGCUGCAGGGCGGUGCUCCUGCCGCAAUUCGGCGGUCCCCACGUGCUCGAGCUUCGUGAUAAUGUCAGCGUCCCUGAUCUCAAGCCCCACCAAGUACUCGUUCGCAGUCGUGCUGUAUCUAUCAACCCGCUGGACACAAGGAUGCGAUCUGGUUAUGGCCGUUCAAUUUUUGAACCACUUCUGCCAUUGAUUUUGGGGCGUGAUGUCAGUGGUGAAGUUGCAGCUGUUGGAAAUGCUGUACGAUCUCUCUUUGUUGGGCAAGAGGUUUUUGGUGCACUGCAUCCAACUGCUGUGAGGGGUACUUACACCGACUAUGCUAUCCUCGAUGAAGAAGAACUUGCUCCUAAACCAGCUUCACUUUCACAUGUGGAAGCCAGUGCUAUUCCAUUUGCUGCUCUUACUGCUUGGCGUGCUUUAAAAAGUACUGCAAGGAUUAGGGAGGGGCAGCGGAUCUUGGUGAUUGGUGGAGGAGGAGCUGUGGGGUUUUCUGCCAUUCAACUGUCAGUUGCUGCAGGGUGUUAUGUAUCUACAACUUGUGGAGGUGAGAGUAUAGAUCGCAUUAUGGCUACUGGCGCUGAACAGGCAGUUGAUUACACCACUGAGGAUGUUGAAGUAGCUCUAAAGGGGCACUUUGAUGCAGUAUUGGAUACUAUUGGUGUUCCGGAGACUGAAAGGAUUGGCAUCAAUGUUUUGAAGAGAGGCGGGCACUAUAUGACAUUGCAGGGAGAAGCUGCGUCAUUAACUGAUAGGUACGGACUAACUAUUGGCCUUCCCAUGGCAACUGCUAUAUUGCUCAAGAAACAGAUCCAAUAUCGAUAUUCUCACGGAAUAGAAUAUUGGUGGACUUACAUGAGGGCUGAUGCUGAGGGUUUGGAUGAGAUCCGGAGGCUAUCUGAAGCUGGGAAGCUCAAAGUACCAGUUGAGAAGACUUUUCCUAUUGCUCAUGUUCAAGAUGCCCAUCAUGCCAAGGGUAAAGGGAAAAUUCCGGGCAAAGUAGUGAUGGAGAUUGACUAGAUUUGUUUUCAAAGUUUUCGAAGCUAUGCCAGUAUGCCUUAAUCAAUCCCUGCCACAUAAUAAUAUCAAGUUCAUAUGUAAAAUGUAAAUUCUUGAAAACGUUUUUGUAGGUUCUCUUUCUUCGUUUUUUAUCGUUUAUAGAAAUAAGUACACAGCCUGGUAUUCAGUUACAUUUUCAGUGUUUGUAGUUGACAUUUGACAAUGAAAGCUUGUAUAACAGACAUGUUUAUGAGUGCAUUGAAAUAUAACAUUCAUUUUAAUCUAUGAGCAUGUUUGGUAGCACGAAAAUCAGCUGUUUUGGCUGAUUCUG
Cuscuta epithymum is the source of this 1651-nucleotide messenger RNA. The record is from the annotation of a GenBank genome assembly. Lineage: Eukaryota; Viridiplantae; Streptophyta; Magnoliopsida; Solanales; Convolvulaceae.